AUGGCGCCGACCGCCGCGGAGACGCGCGCGGCGGAGAUCGCCACCGGACUUCCGAACGACAAGCGCUUCAUCCUCGAGCUCGAGUUCGUCAUGGCGCUCGCGAACCCGCGAUACGUCCACCACCUCGCGGUGAACGACAUCCUGGACGACCCCGCGUUCGUCGCGUAUCUCGACUACCUCUCGUACUGGACGCGACCGGAGUACGCGAGGUUCGUGCAGUACCCGCACGCGCUGUAUUUUUUGGAGCAGCUCGAGGAUCCCGCGUUUCGAGCGGCCAUGCGCAACCCGCGCGCGUGCGAGCACGUGUUCGCGGCGCAGUAUUAUCACUGGCAGAACGCGCGGACGGAUCGCGCGAACGCGAAGAUCGCGGCGGAGGCGGCGGCGGCGGCGGCCGGCGGAGGCGGCGGCGGAGGAGGAGGACGGGAAGCCGCCGCCGCGUGA
Messenger RNA from Micromonas pusilla CCMP1545, 441 nucleotides. RefSeq lists its product as uncharacterized. The record is from RefSeq and is a predicted model, not a curated record. The transcript has 2 exons. Gene Ontology annotation, biological process: regulation of transcription by RNA polymerase II. Gene Ontology annotation, cellular component: mediator complex; core mediator complex. Lineage: Eukaryota; Viridiplantae; Chlorophyta; Mamiellophyceae; Mamiellales; Mamiellaceae. Gene Ontology annotation, molecular function: transcription coregulator activity. Bases 1 to 441 code for a protein of 146 amino acids.